This is a messenger RNA of Monopterus albus (swamp eel), 2280 nucleotides long. It is a transcript of the gene trmt13, whose product is annotated as tRNA methyltransferase 13 homolog. The transcript has 12 exons. Gene Ontology annotation, biological process: tRNA methylation. Bases 350 to 1690 code for a protein of 446 amino acids. NCBI's taxonomy places the organism in Eukaryota, Metazoa, Chordata, Actinopteri, Synbranchiformes, Synbranchidae. The record is from RefSeq and is a predicted model, not a curated record.
GGCCAACAUCACCUGUCUCUCACCUGGUAGGUCGGGGAUCUUAAGUUCACCCGUGAACUUUGUUCAUUCAUGUUCUGAUUUGACGGACCUCACGCGGGCCGGACAGGGACGCCCAAAGGGCCGGAUGUGGCCCGCGGGCCGUAAAAUGACCAGGUCUGCAAUAGAGUAUAAUAACGGGAUGCUGACCUGGACUAAAGGCAGAAGGUGGCAGUAAUGCAACGCUAAGGAUGGCAAGUGCUUUAAAACCCCCGAGGAAGAAGAAACGAGAGGAAGACUGAGAGGAAGAGUAGUUUUUGUUUCCCACUAUUUUGGGUUACUCGGUAUUACCUACAGUUCCUUGAGCCCCUGAAUGCACCACGGAAGAUUCUUUAACAUGGCGGCUCCGGUUCCCGGUAGGUGCGCGUUCUUCGUGGAGAAGAAGAAUCGUUUCUGUAAAAUGAUCGUGGGGCGCGGGAAAAAGUUCUGCGGACAGCAUGCGACCAUGGAAGAGGGAGGCAGCAGGAGGAUCGUCUGUCCCCUGGACCCCAAACACACAGUGACUGAAGACAAACUGGACAAACACCUGAAGAAAUGUAACUCCAGAGAUAAACCCAAACCUGUUUAUUAUGUGGAGAACAUUAAUGCUGGAUCAGCAGAUGGAGACGAGUCAGUGCCACAGGUGAGUCUGUGUGAGCGCAGCAGGACAGAGCUGGAUGCCCUGGUGGACAAGCUGAAGACGGAGAUCAGAGGCCUGCAGUGCGACGUAGGUGACAGCGUUCUGUCUCACCACGUCCUUCAGGACGAACUCAGCAACCCAAAGAACGGAGACUCCGCUCACAAACACCUGAAACAGCAGUCCUCUAUCUUAGGUCACCUGGAGGAGCUGGGGCUGCUGGGAGGGCGGCGAUGCUUCGUGGAGUUUGGAGCAGGUCGAGGGAAACUGUCUCACUGGAUCCAUGAGGCCCUGAAGACCUGCGAGGACCUGCAGCUGCUGCUGGUGGAGCGCUGCUGCACCCGCUUUAAGGUGGACGGGAAACAUCAGGAUGCUGGAGUUCAGUUCCAGAGGCUGCAGGUUGACAUUCAGCAUCUGGAUUUAAGUAAAGUCCCACUGCUCCGACAGAAGAAACCUCCAUUAGUUGGAAUUGGGAAACACCUGUGUGGAGCAGCCACAGAUCUGGCUCUGCGCUGUUUGUUGGAAAGACCAGGGCUCAGAGGGGGCAAGCCUGACCCUGGACCAGCUUCUGACUGUGGUCCUGGCUCUGGUUCUGUACUGGACCCUGGUCUUGGUCCGAUCCUCGGCCUGGCAGUGGCAUUAUGCUGCCACCAUCGCUGUGAGUGGCGACACUACGUUGGACAGCAGUUCUUCCUGCAACGAGGACUUGGAGCUGCAGAAUUUUCAGCUUUUUGUCGAAUGUCCAGCUGGGCCACAUGUGGAGUCAGACCGACCAAUCAGGACUGCCCGCCUCAGAGAAGACACGAUGAAGAGCAUGAACCGGCAGAGGAAGCAGACAGAGUGAAUGGGUUUCUGUCAGCAGCUGAACGCGAGCACGUCGGUCGUCUCUGCAAACUCCUCAUUGACAGCGGCCGACUUGACUUUCUUCAGACCAAAGGAUUCAGUGGCAAACUGACGCAUUACGUUGAUCCUCAGGUCACUCUGGAGAAUGUCUUACUGACCGCUGUACCCUCCGCCGAGUCCUCCACCCCCUCCUGAGGCUCUGACUGCAGCUGAAACAAUUCAACAGCUGAUUGUCAGUUGCUGUUUUGGGUAAUUUUGAGUUUGUUUUCAAAGACUCACUUUAUCCGUGCUGUCAAGUUUUUCCAUGUAUCCAAGUUGCUGUUUUUAACUGAAUCGCUUUGGAUGUUGGACAAAACAAGACACUUAAAAGAUGUCACAUCUGAGUCUGGGACACUGAGUUGACCGUUUUUUCUUUUUUUCUUUUUCUUUUUUUAACUGGUUUCCGACAUUUUCUAGACCAAUUGAUGAAUCUAUUCAAAUGAUUGACAGAUGAUUAUGGAUUAGUUUACAAAGAAAUGAGAAUCAGAGCUAGUGUUCCUAAGAAACUCUUUAUUGUUCGACUGAAGAUGUGGUGGUGUUCAGUCUGAAUGUUCAGCUCCUGCAUCUAAACAUUUGUUUGAAAGCAUAAGUCCAAUCAACAGCUGAUUCUGAUCGUGGCUCUUUUUAAAAACUUUCAUUUAAACCAUCAACUCACACAUAAACAUCUGUUCACAGCUGGAAAUAGUAAAAGAUGUCAGAGGGUGUUGAGACAACAAACACAUCAACUAAUAAAACACUGUUUUUCA